AUGACGAUUGAUGAUAUCUCCGAGCUAUUUGUAUUAUCGAUUGCUCGUUCCUCAAAACAUUUCCGUCAAUUAGAAAAGGACAGAUUGAUCGCUAAAGUAGGUGGCUAUAAACCGCUAAUCGUCCUUUUAGACGCUAAUUCAAGUCCUCUCCAAAGACGGUUACCUUUCCAUUAUCUACCAUGUUACCGUAUUUUUUGAUGACAAUUCGAGUUUUUCUUUUGUCUUGAAAAGGCCGUCAACCGCCCGUUACAUUGAAGCGUUUUGUUUGGACAUUGAAAAAGAUGACUUGAACUUUUUAUCGCUUGUCCACAACAGAGAAUGUCAAGUCUAUGAUAUUUUUAAAGACCAAAUCUCUAUUGCUCCUAGAAUUUAUGGCGCAAAACAAAUUGUGGAAGUGGCCAAAGACACUGGCUACUUGAUGAUGGAGAGUUUGGUGGGAAGGGCCGGGGUCUUGGGGAUGUUUGGUCAAAUUACAGAUAAAUUAUGUUUGAAUAUGGCAAAUCAGUUGGGAAAGUUUAAAGCAGAGAUGGCUGAAGUACCUUUGGAAAGCUAUGCCCAUCUCAGUGAUCCAUUUAGGUUGGAGUCUGAUCUGCUUUACAAUUUGAUGAUCGAUCAUACUCCGACACUUGUGGAAUACGAUUACAGUAAGCUAAUUACAAAAAAAAUAUAUUAUAUAUUUUCCACAAGAUUUCACUUGUAAAAUUUUUGAUAAAACUGCUACAAAAUUUUCUAGAAGUCUUCUUCCCUUUAACCCAGAAGCUGAAGCCAUUUGUCAACAAGAAAUCCUUUGCCUAUCUCAUCAAAACUCGAGCCGAAGAAUUAGGAGUUGAAUCGCUCAUUCAUGGCGAUCUCCAUGGCGGUAAUUUGAUGCUAAUUCUCCAGUCGGACGGGACCUUAUCAAACGAGAUUGCUGCGAUAAUCGAUUGGCAGCUCAGUUUCUGCGGCAAUCCCUUAUUCGACCUAGCCCGAUUCUUGUCGUGUGCUGAUCCUGAUAUAAGAAGACGAGUUGAAAAGGCCGCUAUUGACGAAUACUUCAACGCCUACUUGAGGCAUGUUGAAUAUCCGAAUCCCCGAUUCACACGGGAGGUUUGCCAAGAGCUUUAUGAUCUUUCCACGGUCUUGCAGGCCUUGGAAUGGCAGAAUUUCUUUGGAAUUUUGACUGGAAAUUUGAAUGUCAGCAAGUCGGAGCUCGAAGCAAUCAAAGCAAGGACGGCUUUGAAAUGCAGAUUCUGCAUGGAAGACAGUUUGCUGCUGAUUGAGAAGUACAAAUUACACGAAAAAAUUGACUCUAGCUUGUAA
Molecule: messenger RNA, 1299 nt
Organism: Bursaphelenchus xylophilus (pine wood nematode)
Lineage: Eukaryota; Metazoa; Nematoda; Chromadorea; Rhabditida; Aphelenchoididae
Source: the annotation of a GenBank genome assembly